GGGAGGGGUAUGGGGGACGGGGGUGGGGGGGUGGUGUCCGUCUGGGAUUCCUUGCCCGGGACUUGGGAGUCCACGAGCGUCCCACUGUCUCUGUGUGCGGCUGUUUGCUGGUGGGCUGAACGUGCACGCACUUGCGAGCGCGGGGGUCCCUCCCAGAAGUGUGUCUGUGCGAAUGAUUCUGCCCUGUGUAAACAGGGCUGUGCGCUCGUGUACGCUGUGUAUGCAAGGCUGCGUGCGCUCAGAUGGGACCCAGGUGAGCCCGGGUGCCCACUGCCCCAGUCCCCUGGCACAGGCCGCCUCAGGCCCCCAGCGGACACGCCAGGCCCUCAGCCCCAGCCCAUGGACCUGCGGGUGGGCCAGCGGCCCCCGGUGGAGCCCCCGCCAGAGCCGGCGCUGCUGGCCCUGCAGCACCCCCAGCACCUGCACCACCACCUGCUGUUCGCAGCAGGCCUGCCUCAGCGCUCAGCGGAACCCAUGAGGCUCCCAAUGGACACGCCGGUGCCCCAGUUGCAGGUGGGGCAGCAGGAGCAAGAGCUGCGACAGCUUCUCAAUAAGGACAAGAGCAAGCGAAGUGCCGUAGCUAGCAGUGUGGUCAAGCAGAAGCUGGCGGAGGUGAUUCUAAAGAAGCAGCAGGCAGCCCUAGAGAGAACAGUCCAUCCCAAUAGCCCCAGCAUUCCCUACAGAACUCUCGAGCCCUUGGAGACGGAAGGAGCUGCUCGCUCUAUGCUUAGCAGCUUUCUGCCUCCGGUUCCCAGCCUGCCCAGUGACCCCCCAGAACACUUCCCUCUCCGAAAGACAGUCUCUGAGCCCAACCUGAAGCUGCGCUACAAGCCCAAGAAGUCCCUGGAGAGGAGGAAGAAUCCACUGCUCAGAAAGGAGAGCGCCCCGCCCAGUCUCCGGCGGCGGCCUGCAGAGACCCUCGGUGACUCCUCCCCCAGUAGCAGCAGCACACCAGCAUCAGGGUGCAGCUCCCCCAAUGACAGCGAGCAAGGCCCCAACCCCGUCCUGGGCUCGGAGGCGCUCUUGGGCCAGCGGCUGCGGCUGCAGGAGACCUCUCUGGCCCCGUUCGCCUUGCCGACAGUGUCCUUGCUGCCCGCAAUCACGCUGGGGCUCCCCGCCCCUGCCAGGGCUGAUGCUGACCGCAGGACCCAUCCGACACUGGGCCCUCGGGGGCCGGUCCUGGGGAGCCCCCAUGCUCCCCUCUUCCUGCCCCACAGCCUGGAGUCUGAGUCUGGGGGCCCCUUGUCCUCUCGACUACAGCCCAUUCUCCUCCUCGAUCCCUCAGUCUCUCACGCGCCCCUGCUGACUGUGCCCGGGCUUGGGCCCCUGCCCUUCCACUUUGCCCAGUCCUUACUGACCACCGAGCGGCUCUCUGGGUCAGGCCUCCACCGGCCACUAAGCCGGACCCGCUCAGAGCCCCUGCCCCCAAGCGCCACCGCCCCCCCACCGCUGGGCCCCCUGCAGCCCCGCCUGGACCGGCUCAAACCUCACGUCCAGCUGAUCAAGAGGCCAGCCAAGCCAAGUGAGAAGCCCCGACUGCGGCAGAUCCCCUCAGCUGAGGACCUGGAGACAGAUGGUGGGGGAGUGGGGCCGGUGGGGGAUGACGGCCUGGAGCACAGGGAGUCAAGCCAUGGGCAGCACGAAGCCAGAGGCCCUAUUCCUCUCCAGCAGCACCAGCAGGUGUUCCUCUGGGAGCAGCAGCGACUGGCUGGGCGGCUCCCACGGGGAGGAACUGGGGACUCUGUGCUGCUUUCCCUGGCCCAGGGCAGUCACCGGCCCCUGUCCAGGGCUCAGUCAUCCCCAGCUGCGCCUGCCUCACUGCCAACCCCAGAGCCUGCCAGCCAGGCCCGUGUCCUGCCCAGCUCAGAGACCUCUGCCAGGACCCUGCCGUUCACCACAGGGCUGGUGUACGACUCGGUGAUGCUGAAACACCAGUGCUCCUGCGGGGACAACAGCAGGCACCCGGAGCACGCGGGCCGUAUCCAGAGCAUCUGGUCCCGGCUGCAGGAGCGGGGGCUCCGGAGCCAGUGUGAGUGUCUCCGGGGCCGGAAGGCCUCCCUGGAGGAGCUGCAGUCAGUGCACUCCGAGCGGCACGUGCUCCUCUAUGGCACCAACCCGCUCAGCCGCCUCAAACUGGACAACGGGAAGCUGGCAGGGCUCCUGGCACAGCGGAUGUUUGUGAUGCUGCCCUGUGGUGGGGUAGGGGUGGAUACCGAUACCAUCUGGAAUGAGCUGCACUCUUCCAAUGCGGCCCGCUGGGCAGCCGGCAGCGUCACUGACCUUGCCUUCAAAGUCGCUUCCCGUGAGCUAAAGAAUGGUUUUGCUGUGGUUCGGCCCCCAGGACACCAUGCGGACCAUUCCACAGCCAUGGGCUUCUGCUUCUUCAACUCUGUGGCCAUUGCCUGCCGGCAGCUUCAACAACAGGGCAAGGCUGGCAAGAUCCUCAUCAUGGACUGGGAUGUUCACCAUGGCAAUGGCACCCAGCAAACCUUCUACCAGGACCCCAGUGUGCUCUACAUCUCCCUGCAUCGCCAUGAUGAUGGCAACUUCUUCCCCGGCAGUGGGGCCGUGGAUGAGGUGGGAGCUGGCAGCGGUGAGGGCUUCAAUGUCAACGUGGCCUGGGCAGGAGGUCUAGACCCCCCUAUGGGGGAUCCUGAGUACCUGGCUGCCUUCAGGAUGGUUGUGAUGCCCAUUGCCCGAGAGUUCUCUCCGGACCUGGUUCUGGUGUCAGCUGGGUUUGAUGCUGCCGAGGGUCACCCAGCCCCGCUGGGUGGCUACCAUGUUUCCGCUAAAUGUUUUGGGUACAUGACCCAGCAGCUGAUGAGCUUGGCGGGAGGUGCAGUGGUGCUGGCCUUGGAAGGCGGCCAUGACCUCACAGCCAUCUGUGACGCUUCUGAGGCCUGUGUGGCUGCUCUUCUGGGAAACAAGGUGGAUCCUCUCUCAGAAGAAGGCUGGAAGCAGAAGCCCAACCUCAACGCCAUCCGCUCUUUGGAAGCCGUGAUCCAGGUGCACAGUAAAUACUGGGGCUGCAUGCAGCGCCUGGCCUCCUGUCCAGACUCCUGGGUGCCCAGGGUGCCAGGGGCCGACACAGAAGAAGUGGAGGCAGUGACCGCACUGGCAUCCCUCUCCGUGGGCAUCCUGGCUGAAGAGCGGCCCUCACAACAGCUGGUGGAGGAGGAAGAACCUAUGAAUCUCUAAGGCUUAGAACGGAUCUGCCUGCCCACCCUGCCCUUCGGACCUGGUUCUCUUCUAACCUCUGGCCAUAGUACCCAUUCCCGGAGUCUUCAGAGAGCCUUUGGGCAGGUAGUUGGGGCCAGAGAACGGCCCCUUGACAGUCACCCCAAGGAGCCUGAGAAGGGCCCUGGGUCUAGGAUAGGGACCAGAGAGGACCCCGAGAAGAGGCAGGCUGGGCAGUCGGCCAGCCCUUGGUAGGGCUCUCUCAAGAACAGAGUCUACCCCUUUGGGGUGCAGGCCCCUGGCUGGGCCCCCCUUCCUCAGGACUGCACAGAGGAGGACUGGCUCAGUCAGGCUCACUGAUAACCACUAUUCUUGGCUCUGUAGACCCUGGGCUUUGCACACAGCCCCAGGCUCCACACAGAAAUGUGAACUUGGCCUCAACCAGGGUGGCCCUUCUGAGGCUCUGAGGGCUGGGCCAGAGGGGGGGGGAGAAGGGGAUGGGUAGGAGGAGCCAGGGGGUCCCCUAUACCUGAGUGCAGGGGGAAUCCCUCUUGCCUGCUUCUUCAGAUGACUCUGGAAGCUUCCUCCCCCCUCCCCCCGCCACUGGGCAGGGAGACAAAGCUCCUUCCAAGAGAGCGAGCAGUCCUUGGCAGGCCUCCCAUCUGGUCCCUGCCCCUGCCAGAGGCCACCCUACGUCCGCCAUCUCAGUGCCCUGGUGGAGCAGACAGGUGCUCUUGGAGUUCUGUGCUUCCUGAGCCAAUGGUGCCAAACUCUUCAUCUCCCCUCAGUAGCACAGCAUGACCACCAGGGACCCCUUGGUCACUGCCCUCCUCCAUGAGACUUCUCUCUUUCUGGGGUCUCCCUCACCCAGCUCUGACUCCUGCCCUCCAUAGGACCAGCUCGGCUGAGGGGAAAGGGGGUGGGAGAGUGGAUGCAAGACAUGGGGGAGGGGAGGCUGCCCUGGCCAAGUCUUCAAGGCUUCUGGGGUCCAGGCCUGGGGCCAAGAAGGAAAGUAUUUGUGUGCUAGAGAGAGUGAGAGUAUGUGUGUGUGUGUGCGUGUGUGUGUGCGCGUGUGUGCACGCGCGCGUAUGUGUGUGUCUUCCCGAGAACCACCACCCCCUGUGUAUGUAUGCAUGUUUUUGUAAAAAAGAAAAAAAAAGAAAAGAAAAAAAUGGAAAAAAAAUCUGAAUAAAUGUUUUAUUUGCUUUAAAGGUGCCUGUGGAAGGGCCUCCUGGGGGUGAGGGGGGCACAGCGAGCAUAGUAUGGCUGCACGGCACAGUGUGCGUCUCAUUUGGUGUGGCAGAGGGACCAGGGUCAGGCUGCGGGCCGGCACGCCUCCAGCUCCUUGCCCCUCUGUGACAGCUCCCUUGCAGGAAAAAUCCAUGCUGAACGCACCCUAGCGGCCCCCACCUGCCCAUGGUGGGGUAAUAAAGAGGCAGCGGCUUUGGUCUGGGUCCGUACACACAAGGCCCACCGAGAGUGUGAGGUACAGAUACACAGACCCAGCUCACUAACACGUCCGCAGAGAGUGGCGAAUCAGACCUACCUGGGUUCAAGUCCCAGCUGGGGGCUCAGGUAAGUCAUGUCACCUCCUGGGGCCUCUGGUUAUCAGUUAAAGGCUCCAGAAAUAGACGCUGUUUAUGGUCCCUUCCUGCUCGGAUGUACCAUCCCUUCUUAACAUAUACCGAGCUUGGAAGAGACCAUGCGUGAGGCAACAGGCUGGGACAAGCUCAUCCAGUCACCAGAGGGAAAGGUGCCAGGCUGCCGACGCCCAUCUUUAUAUAGUUCUGAGCCAGCCAGGUUCCUCCAGGCGGCAGGAGUAGCAGCCGCAUCACCUCAGACCUGGCCCCGAGCCCUCAGCCUGGGAGAAUAUGAAGGGAAGCAGGUUCACCCCCUUCCUGUCUGUCCUGGCCUCUGGGGGGACAAGGCACUACCUCCCGCUGGUGGUGCCGAAGCCGUGCCUCUGGGCAUCCUCGCCCCGGCUGGGAUGGGUUGAGAGCCAAGCCGCUGGGCUCCCCCAUGCCAAGAGGGGCCAGAGGGAGAGGGCCUCCAGCCCCUGAGACACAGAUCUCCCCUCUACCCUCCAGGGCACAACUUGAGCUAAGGAGACCGUUUAACUAGAGACCCUCCACCAGCGCCCUUCCUGCCUACCGCUCCCACGGCACCUCCCCCGCUCCCCGCAAGAUUCCCACCCCACAAGGAACCACCAGAGGCUAUCUGAUACAAAUGGCUGCUGUAUUUCUGCUAAAGUGACAGUGACACAGAUAAGGCAAAGAGCUGAAGGGCAGGACACAUCAGGUGGGGAGAGGGUAGACCGUGCAACAUGGCAGCCUAACAUAAAAAAGAUCUAUGUAACAAUAGCUCCUUCCCUCCCGAGUUAGGUGAGCCCUUGUGCCAGUGUAUAGGCAGAAAAGCAGAUGUCCUUCAGAAAGGAGAUUAAAAAAGACAAAAGCUCUAGGUGAAGGGCAGUGGGCGGGGGCAGGGUCGGUGGGGUGUCUCGUAGCUAGGGAUAAUGUAUGUGAGAAGGGAUGGAAAUGUAGGGCUGGAGGUGCCCGGCCACGGAGCUGAGGGGUUCCUUCCAGCCCGCACCAUGCUGCCCCCUUCCCCAAAGCCCUUCUGGGGGCAGGGCACCUUUCCCAGACACUUCGUCUGGCCUCAUUCAGGGAGUCCUGCUUGGGGAGGGUGGUAUGUGUAAAAGAGAGGGCUUGGGUAUGGCGAAGAUGACUGGUUCUAGCACACUCAUGGGAGACCGGCUCUGGGGUGAUGAGGGACACUAAACUCUCAGGUCCCCAGGCCUUGGGAAAAGAGAGUCAAGUAUUGCCAUCCCUGGGAUUGAGGAGUUAAGCUACCUGACUCUCAAGGACAACAGGAUGGGGUGUUGGGGCUGGGGCCUGAGAGGCCUCUACUAGAGAUCCCUUACUUGGCCUGACCUCCCAGGUUCCCAGCCUGGCCUGAGGGAGAGUGCCCCCAGGCAUAGGUCACGGCUCACUGCCCUACCCCUUGACUCAUUGCCCUGGCCCUCCUUGCGAAGAUUCCUCACUGAGCGCUAAGAAAAUAGAUCCAUUUGGAAAGGUCUAAAGCUGCCCUCCAGCCAGGCUGAGGAGGAGCAACUUGGCAGGAAGGACCCCUUUCCGCUGCACCCGGAUCUCCCCCACAACGGGAGCAGGACAUCUUCCGGGGAGACCGCAGUCCUCUUGCUGUGUAUCUUCUGCCACAGAUCUAGGGUUUCCAGGGGGGUGUGGCAGGCCUGUCUGGUGUCUCAGAGGCUGAGUCCAGGUCCUGAGGACCUUCGGGGUCCAGAAACCUCACCCCUCGGGUCAGAAGUCGCUGAGGAUGCUGAUGUCGGCGAAGUCAGCCCGGUAGCGGUGGGCAUAAAGGCUGAGCAGGAAGGCCCACUUGAAGGAGAUGAAGCUCCAGACGCAGGAGAGGUAGUAGCUGUUGGGGUCUGUGAGGCCUGCAGGGGACAGGAACCCAACCGCGACUUGAGAGGGCCUUGCCCUGGACCCCAGCCACCAUGCCGCCAGCCCGGGGCCACCCCUCCCCACAAACUCCAGUAGAGAUGGAGUGCGAUACCUGUUUUAAAGUAUUCAGGGUUUGCAGGCAGGAGGCAGUGGGGAUGAGGGAAGGUCAGGACUGGCCAAACACAGGUCUGUGUCCUGUACUGGGCCUUCCUGCAUUUACCCUGCACGGCUUCCAACCUGCUUGAGCAUUAGACUCCUUAGGGGCAGGAAGGGCCUUUGUCUGCUUGCUGGCCGCCGCCACCAGGGGGCGCUCCCACCCCAGAGCUGGGCGGAAGGACUGACCCGUUCUGCUAAUAACAACCGUCACUGCGGACCUCCAGCGCGCACACCCCCGCUCAACGCUUCGCACGCAGUUCACUGAACCCUGCCACCCCUAGCGCCAGCACCAGGAAGGUGCAGAGGGUGGCGAUGGAGACUGCCGAGAAGAGGACGCCCACGAAGAAGAAGCCACGCAGCCCUUUGAGCCAGGUCCUCCAGUAAUCCUGCAUGUACAUCACGUGCGUCACCAGCACCCACAGCGCCAGCACACCUGCGGGGGACAGACUCGUCAGCCCAGGGAGCGAACCACCGUUCCCCGCGCCCCCCCCCCCAGGCCUUCAGCCCCGGGGACCCCGGGGACCCCAGGGCCCUUUCUGUCCCAGAGGCCAGAGCUGUUUACAUAAUACUACUAAGAUAAUGUUGGCCUUUCACUGUCUCGUGACUGCGGAGUGGAGUGUUCUGGAGGCUCCAAGGCCCCUGGCCAGGACUUGAAUGCAAAAGCAGAUUAAGAGAAUCUAGGUGCCUUCUGUUAAGCCAGAUGUUGAAGUGAUGUGCAAAAAUAGGGAACCAUGCCAUUCUUCUCCCUAAUUUUUUUGUUUUGAAAAACAUGAAUAUUUCUUACACAAAAAUGUUA
Molecule: messenger RNA, 7590 nt
Organism: Felis catus (domestic cat)
Lineage: Eukaryota; Metazoa; Chordata; Mammalia; Carnivora; Felidae
Gene: HDAC7
Product: histone deacetylase 7
Exons: 27
Coding region: 10-3198 (1062 amino acids)
Biological process (GO): negative regulation of transcription by RNA polymerase II; chromatin organization
Cellular component (GO): histone deacetylase complex
Molecular function (GO): histone deacetylase activity
Source: RefSeq, a predicted model, not a curated record